UUUCACGCUCUGCCCGUACAAAAUAUUAGCCACAGAAGAAGUGUUUACGCGACUUGGAUAGGAUAAAUCUUACGGAUGAUAAACUAAAGUAAAGUUGAUGGUGUUUAAUCAGUACUUCUUCGUGAAGUAGUCAGUGAUUUUAAAGGGUUUAUCAUGGAGUCUGAGUUGCUGAUUGACUGGGAUGCAGAACGGGUGGAGUUAAAGGCAGAGUUAUCCAGGCUGGAGGAAGAGCUGGCAGAGAGUCGAGCAGAGACAGAGGAACUUCGAUCUCGAUCGAAUGUGCUAACUGAACGGUUGUCUCAGACAGUAGACUCAUCCAUAUCUCUUCGUUGGGAAAGUGAGCAGAGAGAGUGGAGAAAGAAAUUGACAGAGGGAAAAGAGCGAGAAUCAAGACAGGCACUACUCAUCCAGAAACUGCAGCAGAAGGUGAUGGAGUACAGGUGUCGCUGUGAACAUCUGCAGCAGCACAUGAUGACCAAGGAGAGAGAAAUGAGAGUCCGAGAGAGAAUUUUGCAAGAUGAGCGCGGCGAUAAUCUGGAGACCACCCUCAUCAGGCUGGAGGAGGAGCAGCAAAGGAGUGUAACACUGGUCGAAGUCAAUGCACUCUUGCGCAGUCAGCUCAGCCAAUCAGCAGAAGCAAACCAAGCACUGCAGGAUGACUUGAAGAAUCUGACUGCUGAUUGGUCCAAAGCAGUGGAGCAAGCAGGGCAAAAAGAAAUAGAUUGGAACAAAGAGAAAGAGAUUUUCUCUGGGUAUUUAGAAGCAGAGGGCUCAAGGUUAAUGUCGCUCUGGAGCAGAGUCGUAGCUCUCAGACGACAGUGUCAUGCGGUCAAAGUUGCAACAGACAAAGACUUAUGGGAACUGAGAGCAGAGUUUACUCGCCUGUCAUCCACUUUUCUCUCUUUAAAUGUUCUUCCUGCUCUCUCUUCAAAUCAUUCUCCUCCUUCUCCUCCUCCUCUCUCCUACACUUCUGGACCGAUGACUCUGGCAGAGUUAGAUCAUGAUGUGAACAUGGAGAAGCUCAAAAGCAGGAUUGAUGAAUUGACAGCUAUUAUAAAGUCUCAGGUGCUGGAGAGACAGAGGCAGGAUGAGGCAAUGAGGAGCAGCAACAAAAAAGAACGAGAGCUCCAGCAGGGGAAAUACAGAGAAAUGGAGAGAAAAUUAGAAUCAGUUACACAGGCCAUUAGAAAACUGUACAGGGUUCUGGGUUCUCAGAGGUCAGAUGGACACAAAAGAGUUUUUCCUGAUCCUGGUGUGUUCGGUGAUGAUCUCCACUCUGUCCUGUGGGUUAUUGCUGAGGCUGAGAGUGCCAUCCAGUGGGGACACCAAGAACUGCAGGAUGCUGAGGGGAAGUGGCGCAGGUUGAGAGUGGAGACAGAAUCACUGCAGCAGCAACUCGCAGAGCUUCAAAAUGAGAGGGCGGAUUUUCAGAAACAAGCCAGUUUGGAAGCUCUGGAGUUAAAGCACACACGGAGCUUACUGGACAGUGAAAAAGAAACAACAUUGAAUUUAAAGAGGCAGCUGGAUGAAUCUGAGCGCCGCAGUGAAGAUCUGAAGAAAGAAAAUGUACGGUUGAUACAGCAGAGAGAGAAGGAGGAUGAGGAGAGGAGUGGAAUUGAGAGAGAGCGACACAGACGAAUGGAGCUAGACCUUGUGGAAAAUGCCCAUUUGUGCGAGCAACAGAGUCGCACUCGUGUAGAGCUACAUACGCUGCAGGUGGCACUGGAGCAAGAGAGACUGGAAAAGGCGAGUGCAGAGAAAGAGUUGGCAGACACCAGGGAUGCUUUAGUCAAGACACGUGAGUCUCUGCUCUCGCUCUCCUCUACACACACUUUGCUGGAGAGAGAAGCUGAAGAUACCCGUGAUUCUUUGGUGAAAAUGGCUACCUUGAACGAGUCACUGACACAGGAUAAAAGAGAGCUCAGUGUCCGAAAUCUUCAGUUGGAGGAGGAGGUGACUGAAUCUCAACUGCAGCUGCAGCAGUUCAGAUCAGAUGUAGCAUCUCUGCAGAAGGAGUUGAAUGCUGUUUCAGUGGAAAACACAGAGUUAAGGGCUUGCCGAAAUGCGGAUCUGGACUCCCUUCAUCUGCUUAGAGGAAGGGAAAAAGAAAUGGAGGGCGAACUGCAGAUACUGAUAGAGGAAAGAGAGAGAGAAUCUAAUGCUCUCACUGAUGAGAAAAGGAAAAAUGAGCAGUUGUCCGAACAGUACAGAAUUGUGUGUGAGGAGUUGCGUACACUGAAGGUGAAGCUGGAUAAAGAGAUGGACCAAGACAAGAGAGCACAGAGAGAGAGAGAGGAGCUGCAGAGAGAAAUACAGAGACUGGAGGAACAAGUGCACAGUAUAGGGCAAGAGAAGGUGGAAAUAAAACAGGACCGAGAGGACCUCAGGAAUUUGAGUGGCAGCCUCCAGCAGCAGCUAUGUGUGACAAAGGAACAGAUUUCUGCACUUGAGGUUCAGAAUACACAACUGCAAAUGCAGGUUCACACACUCCAGCAGGCCAAGGAUGUUCUACAUGGAGAGAUAAAGUGUCUUCAGGCUGAGCUGGAGAGAAACUCCUUCCUGAGGGAGGACGAGAGAAGAGAAGCAAGUAAAGAACAGAUGCGGAGUGAAAACGAGAUUGAAAACUGUCAGUUGGAGAUCAGGAGGUUGAAUGCAGAAGCCCAAACUUCAAUGAACAACCACAGAAUACAUGAGGAAGACAGAGAAAAGUGGCAAAGAGAAAGAGAGGCUCUGAACUCUGAGCUGGGACUGAAAGAUGGGGAGAUGGGGGCUUUAAAAAACAGGAUGGACGGAUUGGUGAAAGAAAAUCAAAAGCUUGCAGUCCUGAUUGGUGAAAAAGACGGUGAUAUGGAGAGACUGUUAUCAGAAAUCAGGGGCCUGGAUUUGCAGAUGCAAGAGGCGAAAGCUGAGAUGGAACAAUGGAGGGAGAGAGUGAUAGACAUUGAGCGAGAGAAGGAGGGACUUUUGGAAAGAGUGAAGCAGGACAGUGAAGAUUUGAAAAUAAGUGAAAAAGAGAGUGCCAAGAUGGCUGACAUUUUAAAAAUGAGAGACAUUGAGAUAGAUGAGAACAGUAAACACAUAGAGGAGUUAAUAGAGAACAUAAGAUUGCAGAACAGCUUAAUUGAAAACCUAAAAAUAGAGCUUAAAGAAGAAGAGGUGGGAAUAGCUGCUAAAAUAAACAAAGAGAAAAUAAAACAAAAAGAAAUGGAGGUUGAGGAGAGAGAAAAAGAACUGAAGCUGAAAGGAGAGCUAAAAAGUAAAGUAAAUGAAUUAGAAAGACUCAAAGACAAUGUGGAAGAAUUGAAGAUGGAGAAGCAACACAUGUCUCAUCUUCUGCAGGAAAGCGACACUUACUUAGAAAAACUUAAGAACAAAGUGAUAGAUCUGGAACAAACAAAGAGAGAAACACAGGAUGAGAUGGGGUGGUGGAAGAAAAAGGCUGGGGAUGUGGCAAGAGAAAAUGAAGUACUAAUGGAGAGAGUGGAAAACCACAUUUCUGUUGAACGAGAGAGGGAUGAAUUGGCAGACCGACUGAGAGAAAGAGACAAAGAAAUAAAAAAACUGAAGACAAAUGAACAUGAUAUGCUGAGUGACUAUGAGCGGAUGAAGGAGGAGCUCAGAGAACAAGGGAAAGAGCUGAAGCAGAGAGAGAGAGAGGUAGAAGAACAUAGAAAUACAAUAGUAAAGAUGAUGAAAGAAAAAAACGAGCAGGAGAAAUGGAAAAUGCAGCUACAUGAAUUGAAAAAAGAGAAGAUGAGUCAAGAAGAAAAGAGGAAUCAACUGGAGGAAGGAAAAGAGAAGAUGAAGGAAGAGAUUAAUGUGCUUAGAGUGAAGAUUGGUCAACUGGAUGGAGAGAACAGAGAAUUUGAAAGGAAAGUGCUAGAGCAAAAAGGUCAACUCCAAAUCCAGACCAUUCUUCUGAAGGAAAGAGAGAUGGAUGUAAACCAAAUGAGAGAGACUUUAGAAAAAAAAGAACAGCAGGAAAAUGAGGAACUGAUGACAUUAAAAGAAAAACUGAAGGAAACAGAAUUGGUCCAGGAAAAAGAAAGAAAUAUACAUAAGGAAUAUGAACUGAAACUCCAGCUGGCACGAGAAAAAAUAGAUCAAUUGGAAGGAAAAGUGAAAGAACUGGCGCUAAAGAGCAAAAGUUUGACACAAGAGGCAGACGUGGCGAGAACAAAACUUGGGGAUCAGUUUAGAGAAUUGGAGAACAUGUCUGUGCUUCUGCAAGAAAAUGAAGAAAAUGUUAAGAGAUUAAAAUUGAGAAUGGAAAGUGGGGAUGAGGAAAAUGAAAAACUUAAGAUGUCUCUUAAAGAAAUGAAGGGAGAGAUGGAGAGACUGAAGAUCGAACUGACAGAAAGAAAAGAAGAUGAAGUUUUGAGGUUAGAGCUAGAACAACAAAUUCGAGAUCUUGGAGAAGACUUAAGGAGGAAAGAUGGAGUUAUUGAUGCUUUGAAGGUGAAAACAGAAUUCAUUCUGAAGCAGAAAGAAGAGGCGCUAAUAGAAGCAAACAAAAAUAAAGACGCAAUGUCAACAGAGGUGACAAAGCUAAGAGAAGAAGUAACUCUGCUUUCUGUGAGCAAAGAGAAGGCAGAAACAAUGGUGAAGGAACGAGAUAUAGAGAAUAAAAAUAUAAAAGAUGGACUAAAAGCUGGAUUGGAAGAGAUGGUCACUCUGAAGGAGCUGCUGGAGGAGAGCCAUUGUGAAGGAGAAAAACUCAGGAAGAUCUUGGAAGAGAAAAAGAAUGAGAUGAUAAAGGGAAGAAAGGAGGAAGUCAGAGCAGCACGAGAAGAAACAGAAUAUCUCAAACUCAGAGUUCAAAUACUCCAAAAGAAGAAUCAAGAACUUCAGGCACAGCUGUGGAUCAGGGAGGAAAAUGACAGUAAACUGAACUGUGACGUUAAAGACAUAAAUGAUAUGGAGCUAGAGGCGCAGGAGACCCUGAAGAUCACACUGGAGGAAAAUGUAAAGGAUAAAAUUGAUGAUCUAAAAAAAGGUGAAGAAUUGUUGAAAGAUGAGGAAAAUAAAAGACUAUGUCAGCUGAAGGACAAUAGUUCCGAACUUAUUAGUGAGAAACUGAAAGAGGAGGAGAGUGAGAUUAACAGAAUGAAGAAUACCUUGGAGGAGCGAGAAAUUGCCAUGCUGAAUAGUAAAAUGGAAAUGAAAAAGAUAAGCUUUGAACUUGUCAAAGAUGAACUGGGAGAGAAGAGUUUUACUAUGAGUGACACUACGAAGAAGGAAAUGGAGGCAACUAAAAAGAUAAAACAUGUAAAAAAACAAAGUGCUAAAAAAAUUAUGUUUGCUCCAGAAAUUCUUCCUGAAAAAGAAAGAGAGUUGAAAAUCAUUCCAGAAUUUAAAGAAGAACAUGCAAGGCAUAUGUUAGGGGAACAACUCGGGGAUUCACAAAUGGAGACAGACAUUCUGAAAAGGCAGAUGGAAAGAGAAAAACAAAAUGUAAUUACAAAUCUGGAGAAAAAUGUGGAGAAGAUACACAGCCAGUUUCAAGAAAACUUUAUAAUCGUAAAUGCACAGACAAAAAAGGACUUUCAAAUGAAGGAAUUACAAAGUCACACUCGAAUGGCCGUGAAUACAGAAUUACAACCAGAGGUAUAUGAUUUAAAGAAGGAAGCAGACAAGCUCAGGAAAGACCGAGAUCGCUUAAGAACAGAACUGGAAAAUGCGAUGGCAAUGCUAAUUCUUUAUCAAGAAAAAGCAUAUCAGCUGGAAAAAAAUGUGCAGGUGGUGAGCAGCUGUGAAGAGGAAUCACAGGGACGUAUGUGUGCCCUGCAAAGAGGUGUGGCUGAGCUGGAACUGAAACUAAUGAAAUUACAACAGAGAAAUGAACGGCUAGAACAUCGUAUUGAGAAGCUGAGAUUGGAGAAAAUGAACCUACGAGACACUUUAAAACAGGUUGAGCUAGAGAGGGAGAAAUUGAGAUGUCAACUGUUACAGUCAGAUGCUGAACUACAGGAUUGCAGCAGUCCUUCUGGAACCAGUGAGUUGAAGUGUCUGAGAGCACGAACAAGUGAACUGACUGCACAGGUUCACCAGUUACAUCUGCUGCUGGCUUCAGAUCAUCAGGAACGGGCAGACUUUAUUGACCAGUCCUUGAGGAAUAGUAAAUCACUACAAACACUGAGGCAGGACCUGAAUGACUCUCUCACAUUGGUGUCCAAGCAGCUUGCCCCUUCGAUUUUGGAGUGUGAGACACAAAGACUGGACAGGAGCAUAAGAGGAGAACAGCUCAAGAUGUUUCUCAGUCACUGUUAAUGAACUAAUGAGGUUUCUUAUCAUUGCAGAUGGGUAACAGUCAUUUUAGUUAGCUACAGUGCCUUGCAUAAGUAUCCACACCCUUAAGCUUUUCCAUAUUUCUGGUGUUACCGCCUGGAACUGAAAUUGACCUAAUUGUGAUUAAAUGUCAUGAAUCUAAAAGAAAUAGCCAAUAAUAUUGUUGAGGUGAAUCAAUAUAGUUUGCUAUAAUUAUUUACAUACAACAUAAAAAGCUGUGAUGGCAUAAGUAUUCACCUCUGUUACUGUGAAACCACUAAAUUUGUUUUGGUGCAUCAGUUGCCAUCACAUAAUUAGUUGAAUGGAUUUGACCUGUCUGCAAAUAAAAUGUCACAUAAUCUCAAUAUAAUUAAACCUGUCUCUGGAAGGUCCCAGACAACAUUCUUAAUCAACUAGCAUCAUGAAGAUCAAACAGCUUUAUUUUUAGAAAAAGAAUCUCUCAAGCUUUGAACAUUAACAAGUUAUUAAAACUUGGAAAGAACAUGGCACAUCUGUGACUAUGCCUAGAGGAGGCCAUCCACCACAAUUCAGUGACCAGAUAAAGAGGGAAAUCAGAAAAGCAACCAAGAAGCCAAGGGUUGCAUGCAACAUGAUGCUCCCAUCACUAUGCUUCACUGUGGGAAUGGUGUUCUCAGGGUCAUGAGCAGUGCUGGGUUUUCGACAAACAUUUGUGCCAAUACCAAAAAGUUAAACGUUGUUCUGCAGUCUAAAGACAUGCUUUUUGGCAAACACCAAAUGGGUUCUCAUAUGAUUCAUCUCUCUUCUCAUAAAGUCCACCUUUACAGAGUAUUCAUGCUAUGGUUGUCCUGUGAACAGCUUCUCCCAUCUGAGCUGUGGCUCUCUCCAGUUCCUUUAGAGUUACCCUUGGCCUUUUGGUGGCUUCCUGGUGGUCAUGGUGUAUACUUAUGCAACACUUAGUCACUGUACCUUUAAGAUUCAAUUAUCUGAUUUACCAGUCUUAUUUGGUAUAUUGGUCACCUUUAGACUUUAACUGUUUUAGCAGGGAAAAGCACAAUUCUGUUAUUUACUUAACCAAACCUGUAUUUGUGUAUUUAUUUAUUUAAAACCAUUUAGGCAAGUAAAUAUUUUAAUUUGUAAUGUUUUUAUUUUUUAUUUUUAAUGUUCAGAGGUUAUUUGUAAAGUCUGGGGGGGAAAAAUACCUAAAAAUGCAUAGAUUUUGCCUGUAAAAAUAGUUACCCUAUUCUUUGUUUUCAGAAUGAUGACAGUGUGAACCUUAAUCCGGGCAGACUCUGGCUUCAUAAAGCCAUAUGGAACCUAACUGCUUUCCAUUCAGGAUAAUAUUAAUCUUGCAGUCAUACAGUAACGUGUGCUUACCAGCCACUUUAUUACAAACACCUGAACACUGGUGCAGUCUUGUAAUUAUCCAAUCUGCAAAUCAUGUGGCAGCAUCACAGUGUAUAAAAUCAUGCAAAUCAAUAGCUUCAAUUAAUAUUCACAUCAAACAUCAGAAGAGUGGGGGGGGGGUUAAUGAGCAGCAGGAGGAACAUGUGUAGUUCGACAGAGGAAGAGAACAUAGAGUAUUAAGCAUGCUCUUAUCCUGUAGUAGUUUAAGUGGAUGUACAUUGUGCGCAGAGUUCAAGCAAGGAUGCCGACAAGGCGAGCUAUGACAUCGUAACUAAAAAAUGAGCUAGAAGGCAUGAGGGCACCCUGGGAUAUAAAGCAGCCAGCCACUCCACCCUUAACAAACUUGAGUGAAGAGUGGAGCGUUACAGCUUCCACAUAUCCUGGUUAACCAAAACACUAUGCCCAUGAACCCUCCAGAUCUUUGCCAAUACCUAUAAGAAAUUCUAUUAACAAAAGACUUGAUUAAACAAUUAUGUUUUCAGCCUAGACUUAAAAAUCGGGACUGUGUCUCGAAAGAGUCCCGAAAAAGAAUUAGAAUGCUGUUCCAUAACUGUGGGGCUUUGUAAGAAAAAGCUCUUCCCUUACUGUUUUUGUUUUUAUUCGAGGUACCAAAAAGAGCCUGCAUCAGCCUACAGGUCUGGCGGAUCAUAAAAGACAAAAAUGCCAUUCGGAUAUUGUGGUGUUCUACCAUUCAGUGCUUUAUAGGUCAUUAGUAGUAUUUUUUAAUCAGUGCAAAAUUUUACUGGGAGCCAGUGCAGUGUGGAUAAGUAAGAAGUGAUGUCAUCUUCUGGUUCUAGUAAGUACUCUGCUGCUGCAUUCUGGAAUAACUGGAGCUUGUUUUAUGUACCUACUGGAACAUCUACAAAGCAAGGCAAUUAUAAUAGUCCAACCUAGAGGUGACAAAACGUGAACUAGCUUUCCUGCAUCUUUCCUGUGGCAUAACCAUUAUAAACAUUAUAUAAACAUAAACAUUAUUUUUGUUAAUGUCCAUUAGGGUGGAGAGAUAUGCUGUGUCUUGGGUGUGUAUCCAUGAUGAACAAACAGGAGUGUAGUCUCCUCAGUGUAGUCCCAGGUAGCUUGUUACAGGCCACCACAUUGUGAAAUAUUUGCUCUAUUUCCAGAAAAAUUCUCAUAACCUCAGUUAGUUCUCUGGUAUCCAUGUUUCACUGGUAAUUGAUGAGCUAUGAUUGUUUAUUUCUAGAAUACGGUAAUACACAAUGAGAUUCACUGUCCUCAGAAGCAUUUGUCGAAAUCUGAUUUCCAAACACAUAUUCCCGACGUUAUUAAAUUUAAAUUUUGCCCACAGUCAUCGUUCGGAUUCAGGUUGAAUGCAAAUAAAGUAUAUCCAUUCAGGUCA
Ictalurus punctatus (channel catfish) is the source of this 9010-nucleotide messenger RNA. Its product is annotated as centrosome-associated protein CEP250. Bases 154 to 6270 code for a protein of 2038 amino acids. NCBI's taxonomy places the organism in Eukaryota, Metazoa, Chordata, Actinopteri, Siluriformes, Ictaluridae. The record is from RefSeq and is a predicted model, not a curated record. The transcript is spliced from 23 exons.